UUGAUUGUGAGAAUGGACGGGAUAUGAUGUCAUGGUUUCGUUUCAUGUUAGAUUGCCUUUGGUAGAAUGCACGUAUGUAAACAGCUCCAAACACAUGGGAAGUAGCUGCUGUAAUUCAGUGCUAUAGAAAAUAAGUGCUAAAAGAACGAAAGGAUUACCUGCCUUCGAUAAAUAAGCAAUGUAUUCGAAUUUGGAGAAAACCCCGAGGCAUUUAUUAGUGUGUGAGAAAUCAAAUUUCACGAACGAGAAAUCACGACAUGGUAUCCACGUGGAGAACCACUAUUUUAACUACAGAGUGUCUGUUUUAAUUCCAGAGUGUGGGGCCCUUCCUGCUUGUCUAAGUACUGUUGGCAGUAGCUUUGGAAAGUAUUACCUGGUGAAGAACUUACCAAUUUAUGAAAUUGUGGAACAGCAGUUUCUUGAUCUGUGUGUGAAAAAGGGUUCUUUCUAUGCUUUAUCAUAUAACACACGAAUAGACCAAGACAAUUCAGCUGCCCUGAUACCAGCAGGUAAACUCAUAUUAUCAGUUGAUAAGGACACAUAUGAAGAACUUGGUCUGGAAGGACAGCAAUCUCAGUACUCUCACAAAGCAGUUAUGAGACACAUUAUUACCAUUGAUCUCACUGAUGCAUCCUUUGCUCCUGGCACAAACAAAUAUAAGAGAGUGGUCUGGGCUCUAAAGGAGAAGAAGCCACUUACGUGUGACUUCUUGAUGGCAUGGCACCCCUCAGGUGAGGGAGAUUUCAGCUUGUCCUCUUACUUUGCAAAGUACCAGUGUAAGGAACACACUCCUUCAAUAUCAACAAAGAUACUGAGAGACAUUCCAAGUCCAGUCAUAAAGAGCAGUGAAUUGAAAGGCAAACCAGAGGAAUCCUGCGAUUCUCAAGAAUUCUUGGACUGGCUAGGUGCAGCAUCAGCUGAUAUUGACUGCAAUAAUGAAGCAUCAAGCUUCCUAUCUACCUACUGCUGUCCAGAGCCGAGCGUUGUGAUGGGUCAAGCUUGCCUUUGGACUGUUACUGGUUUCCUUUUACCUGAGAAGAUUUACCUGUUACUGGAACAGCUACGGCACUAUUUCGAUGAGCCUAAGCUUGCCUACUGGACCACUCUGACUGUACAUGGCUUUGCAGACAGCCCGGUGUCCUGGGGUGUCACCGAGCAUGGAUUUCAUAAAGGAGGAGAGAACUUCUACAAUUUUGUUAUUUUUAGAAACCAUGACUAUUGGCUUCAAAUGGCAGUGGGGACACAGGAUGGGUGCCCGCCUUGAAACCCACCAAACAGGCAAAUAGUUUAAAUACAGUAGCACUAGUAACUGACACAGAGAUGAAAAGAGAAAUGGAGAACUAAACAUUUAAAGCUGUUGCUGUUUUUCAGAUUAAAGAAGUUGGAGCUUCCUGGGUCAGCAGUGUUGUGCUUGUCUCAUGUGUUUAUAUACUGCUUAUGCUACAUACAAAGUGAAAAAUAAACCAGAUUUGGGCCAAUUGUUGCUUUUUUAUUUUUUUUAAACCCCCCAAUAUCUUGAUAGUCUUGCUAUGCUGGAUAGAUAACCGUACUGAAAUGUCAAGAUUCAGUGUGAUAAGUUAUUUCAGCUGCAGUGAUAAUUAAUGUUGUUUUCUUGUACCAUGUUAAAAAAUCCACUAUGUAAAUGUUUCUUGACCAAAUGAUCAGUCUAAAAAAAUUAACUUUACAUACUGUAGUGUGCAAUUAAAAAUGGGUGCAAAUUUACAUUGUAUAGAGCCAACAGCAUUACAUUCUGUUCUUUUUUUUUUUUUUUUAUUUCUUAGCAACCAUAAAUGAGGAUAGUUUCAUGAGUCACCCACACUCAUACACAUACUUCAUCUACUGAAUUACCAUAUUUGAAACAAACUUGUUUAAACAAUUUAAAAAUCUGGUUUGGUGGAAAGGCACAAAAUGUUCUUUUAGUAUACAGAGCUAGCAAGUAAAACUGAGUACAGGUAGAUAAUAGUGAAAAAAAAAAAAAAAAACAGCCUUACCACAACUCAGUUGAUAUAAUAAAAAGUUAAGGGUUCUUUGAACAACUUUUCUUAACAUUAGAGUGGUAGAGAAACCUGAUACUACAUUUCAUUUCCUUAUGGAUAGCACCUCAAUUUGAAGAACUUGUAUAAAAUUCGCUGUGCACGAAUUUACAGCAUUUCCCUAUCCCAUUCUGAAAAUUAGUUUUAAAAAUAUAUCUUAAACUUGGAUAUUUUGUUGCCGCUGACCCUAUCUGUGUCUGUUCUUUGCCCCGCCUGCUGCCACCGGUCCCACCCCCCUACGCAGCUAUGUGAUCUGAGGCAGUAUUUAUAAAUGCAUCUCAACAAUUCCUGCCGUACCUUUCUCUCCACAUAAAUUUGUCCAGGUAAAAUGGUAUCAUCUCGUUUGCUGUGGCUUGUAUUGUUUUAAAUUGUUUCUUAACACAGGCCCAGUAGUUAUCCACAUUGUCUAGCCGUAAACUGCAAAGUUAGUUUAACAGCAGAUUCAUUUGUGCUAUGCCAUGAUGAAAACGGACAGUAAUAUUUUACUUUAAAAUGUAAUUAACAAACCAAGAAUUACAAGUAUAAUAAAUCAAAAAGAAAAACUGCACUUUCGAUGGCAAUGUCAACAUCUAUAAACCGCUUUUUUCUUCUAAUUAACACUUUU
Polyodon spathula (Mississippi paddlefish) is the source of this 2637-nucleotide messenger RNA. RefSeq names its product ribonuclease P/MRP 40 subunit (gene rpp40). The transcript has 8 exons. Lineage: Eukaryota; Metazoa; Chordata; Actinopteri; Acipenseriformes; Polyodontidae. Gene Ontology annotation, cellular component: multimeric ribonuclease P complex; ribonuclease MRP complex. The record is from RefSeq and is a predicted model, not a curated record. Gene Ontology annotation, biological process: tRNA 3'-end processing; endonucleolytic cleavage in ITS1 to separate SSU-rRNA from 5.8S rRNA and LSU-rRNA from tricistronic rRNA transcript (SSU-rRNA, 5.8S rRNA, LSU-rRNA); tRNA 5'-leader removal. Gene Ontology annotation, molecular function: ribonuclease P activity; ribonuclease MRP activity. The coding region runs from base 179 to 1264 and encodes 361 amino acids.